GGUAAACCGGAUGGCCAUUGCGCAAAGGCUCCUCAUCAGUAUGUCCUACGAGGCCAGCACACGCUGGACGUUGACUGCGAUUGUUCUCCUGGGGUUCCUAGUGGCGAUUGUGUCAUCAUAUCCGAUUCCAAGCAGGACUAAUGCAACUUUACUGGAGAAAAGAUGGGAGACCCUGUUCUCCCGCUCCAUUCUGGGGGUCUCAGGGGAGAAAUCGGACCUGAACUGGGAGAGUGACUAUUUACUGGGCAUUAAGAGAGUGCGGAAGCUUUACUGCAACGUGGGUAUCGGCUUUCACCUUCAGAUCCUCCCGGACGGCAGGAUAAACGGUGUACACAAUGAGAACCAGUACAGUCUAAUAGAGAUCUCCACGGUAGAGCGGGGAGUGGUUAGCUUGUAUGGGGUGAAAAGUGACCGGUUUGUCGCAAUGAACAGCAGAGGACGGCUUUACGGAACGGCAGUCUUCCGCGACGAGUGCAAGUUCAAGGAGACCCUGCUGCCAAACAACUACAACGCCUACGAGUCGUCCGUUUACAGCGGCUUCUACAUCGCCCUCAGCAAGCACGGCCGGCUGAAGAGAGGCAACAAGGCCACGCCCGCCAUGACCGUCACACACUUCCUCCCGCGAAUAUAACUCACUCAUUUUGCACAUGUGGACACUCUCCCAGGUAACAUAUAGAAUAUAUAUACGUAUAUACACAAACACAAACUGACUGCAAAAAAACACUAUAUAUAAUAGUAUUUCUGUAUAUUUGGGCUCACUUUGUAUUAGAGUGGUGAACGCCACGCUGCUACUGCUGCUUAAUUUGAUUAAGAUGAGGAGGAACUGGCUCCUUCUCUCUCCCUCAUAUGGGUGCUUGCCGUGACUGGUAGAAGCCAAGGCUCCUGUCGCUGGUGUGACCGAUAUCUUCAGCUUUUUAUGACUUAAACGGACACUUUUUUUUUUUAAUUACCUCAAAAAAAGAGCCGCAACCCCGACCCGCAAAUGGACGCAUGGAGGUAUGCUGAGCAGAAUGUCCGCUUACUUUAUCCCUGUGUUGAAGCCUUCGGGAAGCUGGAGCGUUUACUGGUUCCUGUCCGUCACCACUGUCAUUGCCCUGAGGGGGAAAAGAAGCACCCCUGUAAUGAGAUGGUGUAUUUAGCUUUACCAAACCCCCUUUUUAAUGUGCAUGUGACCCCCCACCCCCCACUCCC
This is a messenger RNA of Megalops cyprinoides (Indo-Pacific tarpon), 1191 nucleotides long. Its product is annotated as fibroblast growth factor 4B-like. The coding region runs from base 11 to 631 and encodes 206 amino acids. Gene Ontology annotation, molecular function: fibroblast growth factor receptor binding; growth factor activity. The record is from RefSeq and is a predicted model, not a curated record. Lineage: Eukaryota; Metazoa; Chordata; Actinopteri; Elopiformes; Megalopidae. The transcript is spliced from 3 exons. Gene Ontology annotation, biological process: animal organ morphogenesis; positive regulation of protein phosphorylation; cell differentiation. Gene Ontology annotation, cellular component: cytoplasm.